This is a messenger RNA of Physcomitrium patens, 4067 nucleotides long. RefSeq lists its product as uncharacterized. The record is from RefSeq and is a predicted model, not a curated record. NCBI's taxonomy places the organism in Eukaryota, Viridiplantae, Streptophyta, Bryopsida, Funariales, Funariaceae.
GUGGAAGUUUUCGCGCGCAUUGUCCUGUUUGUUGUGUGAUUCCAGAGUAGUUUGAAGGCUUCUUCGCUGUUUUGGAAACUGCGAUGGAAAUUUAUGAGCAGGUCUGAUUCUACAUGGCUUUGUUGAUCUGCUGACAGCACCUGCAGGCGGAAUUGUGUUGCUAAUCGUUGCGGAGAAUUGCUGAGAGUUCAUAGUUCACGGAAUUGUUAUCCAUGGUGAGGAAGAACGGGGCAUAUCUCUAUUAGAAACGAGGGAUUGAUGCGUCUGGACUGAGAGAGCUGAUCGUCGGGAGUCGUGGUGAUCUGCGUUCCCUCGAAGAAUGUUGUCGAAGCUGGAAUUCGAACAGCAGCAGGAUGAGGGUCGACUUAUCUGGGAGGCGAGUAAAUCCGUUGCUUCGCUACCCCCUCUAGGUCGCGUGCUUAGUGCGGUAUUUAAUGCGGAGUGGCGAAGCGUAGAGAAGGCACUAUGCUCUCAUGAUGUACGAGCGCAACAAGCAGGAUCAGUAGGGCGGGCGUUGAUCUCAUUGCUGGGGCAUGUUGAAAAUGGGCUUACCUCGGGGGGAUCCUUGGAGCAGAUGUUCUGUCCUAUGCUUGAGCAUAUGGUUAAAUCGAAAGAUCAGGGCAAUCGGAAAAAAAUCGUGGGCAUAUUCCGCUGGACGUUUGCAGAAACCAAACACGGCCUACUUUUGGCUACGAGCCUGGCCGCCAUAGUUGGAAGUUUGAAAGUGGACCAUCGAGUUAAACUGGGUUGGUGUAUUCUUGUGCGUGAACUGGUGGAGAGGGAAUUUGUAUUGUAUCGUUCUUCGCCAAAUGGGCAGACAGAUGAGGAGCUCACGGGACUUGUUACACCUCUUAUGUGCUUCUCCAAAUGUGUACAUCCUCUGGUCCGAAUCGCUUGCAACGAAAGCUCAAAGCAAGGAAAGCAGAAGGCACCAACUCGCCUCACAAUGGCAGCUGCAGAUUGUGUGACAGUGAUUACAAAGGGCCUUAUCUCUGAUCCUCCGGUUACACCUACCAAAUCAACCCCAGACAAACUAGAGAAGAAUGAAGAAAGAGUCCUUGUUUCUCCUACCUCAAGAUCUUCUAACGCAAGUGGACGUGUCUCCUUUAUUAGUGAAGAGGCGAAGGCCAGUACAUCAGGGCGGGAAACCGAGAAUGUUUUGAAGGAGCAAGGAGCGCGUGCACUUUGGGACAGCCUGGAUGACAUCAUUCUGCUUGUUACUGAACUGCAGGAGUGGAAUGAGCAAGCCCGGCCAUUGCAUGCACGAGGUCUUCGGCAGGUGCUAAUGCGACUCAACCAUCUGGCAAAUUAUAGAGAAUCUUUGGAAACUCGAUCUAAAGAUGCAGGGAGCAUUCAAGUUGGGGUGUCUGUUUUGGCUGCAUGUUGGCGUCAGUAUAGCAGUUUGAUACUGCUGGAGGACCGUAACUUGGUCCUUAACCCAGAUCCUGUUAUCCAACAUUGGUUUGGAGCUCUCCAGUAUUGGACACAAGCAGCCCAAGAGAUGGAUGCAACCGUGACUCGGAGAGCUGAUGAGAUGCGUGGGUAUGCUUUGACCUGCCUCGCACUAACACUUGGACGUCUUGACCCUCGGCGUUUAGAGGAAGUCUUGAAGGAUAUUGAGCCAGAUCUUCUGCAAUCGUUGAUGAGUCAAGUACGAGAGGCCAAUAUUGAAGUGGUUGAUAUGGCAAUGGCAAUUCUGCGAUCGUUAUUGUUUCGAAGUUCGGGUGUGAACUCGAAGAUGGAAGAAAUCGUUCCUGUUCUGAUGGAUAUGUUAGAUACCAGAGACUCCGCAGCUAGGGCGGUGGUUCAUUUGGUGGCUGAGUUCUUAGCCUCAAAUCCAACAUCGCCUGAACUGGAGAAAGUUUUGGCACGACUCGAUUCAGAGGAUCCAUUGCAACGGCGCAAUGGACUCGAUGUAUUAACUGAAUUAGUUGCUGUUAGCACAAAAUCUAAGGAUACUGUGGACACCCCGUUGAGUCGCACAAUUGCCGCUCACCUGUUUGAUCGUCUAGGCGAUGAAGAGCUUACUAACCGGGUGGAGGCAUCUGCACUAUUUGCAAAACUUGAUCCUACCUUCACUCUGGCACAGUUAGUUCGAUUAGUAUACUCGCCAGAUGCACGGAAGCGUUCAGCAGCAAGUUCAGCUGUACAAGCUGUUUUAUGUAAUCAUGUUGACCAGUGUCGUACUGUCACUGUGCUGCUUGAUUGUAUCAGGGACUUAAUGGCAGAAGUUGCCUCUGCUGACAGAACCAGAGGCUCUAGUAAGGGAGGAGAUUCUCUGGACCUUGAUCGAGUGUUGGGUUUAGUAGCUACUUGGGCGUCAAAGGUACAAGACUGGGAGCUUUUGAUUGAAGUGCUUCUAGAUAAGAUGUACAAGGAGGCAUCAAAUCCUGUGAUUCCUAGAUUCUUGAGUCAUAUCAGUGGCCAAUUGGCUGAUUUACCCCAUUUAGUUUUCCCACAGAUUCAUCAACGAAUGCAUGAUCAGCCCAGAAUGAGUGAGGAAGUACUCUCUAAUAUCUCUAAAAACGAAGAUGCACUUGCUGAGUUACUCUUUCAGCGCCUCAGUCCCCUACUUGUUCUUAGAAUUCUCCCUCUGAAAGCAUUUAAUCAUUCAAGUUCGAAGGAUCUGUACGGUGGUAUGCUGGAUGAAGCGAUUUCAGGUGAAAGUCAAGACCAAGGGAGAAUUUCAACAAUCACCGGUCUUUUGCUCGAAAGGAUGUGCAACGUGUGGGAGCUUGAUGAUGUUCGCAAAAUUGCUGCAGAACUUACUGGUCGCCUUCUUCCUAAUGCUAUGUUAUCAGCAGUCUCUGCAGCACUAGAGGAAGCAGCCCACAAUGUGAAUACUGUGACGGCCAAGGCUUGUCUAUUUUCCCUUUGUACCUCCCUAAUGAUUAGGGGCAAAGAGACUUUGGAGCACCCUUUGUUGGCACAGGUUCGAAAAUCAUUAUCAAGUAUCAUAUUAUGGUCUCUAAAUUCUCUGAAAAGCGCAAAGGAAAUAUCUAAGACACAACACGGAUGCAUUGACUGCUAUGCAGCAAUGAUAUGUGCAGAAGUUGGGACUUUAGGUUUAGUCUCCCAAUUACCAUCCAAGCCUGUUCAAAGCGACCAGAAAAUGAAGAAACUCAUUGAAGAGAUUCCAGAAGGGGAAUGGAGAAGUCAUGCAAAUGGAAAACAAGAGUCUCAGAAAAGGUGGGAAAUACUCUGUUCAGUAGUCCAGUGUGUUCUAGGCAGUCAGCCUUUCCCUCCAAUUUCAGCUACACUUGGAUUAUCAGAAGUUGAGAAAGGGCGUGGAGAUGUCCAGCUGGCUCCUGAGGUUUAUCGUGUGUGCAUGGCCAAUGUCCUGAUCAGCAGUGCUCAAAAGAUCUCUGCAAGUGCGAGACCUGCAUAUGCUCAGGCUGUAAUACCGCCAAUCAUGAAUUUUAUCCAGACGAGCUCAGCUUCAAAACUACGGGGAGCGUGUUUUCAAGUCCUUUUCACUUCUGUUUAUCAUCUCAAAGGACUGGCUAUAGUUCCAUUUGCAGCUGAUCUCCUCAAUCUCUCCAUCUCCACUAUAGGAGGCCGUUUCUCAAUAGAGGAGAGAACCGCAGGUACUAGGCUGCUGGCCUCACUCUUAGCAAGCGAAGAUAGCGUUCUUGAAAAGAUUGCUCCCUACAUUGAAGAUGCCCAGCGAGCAGUGGCUACGGUUGCUAACAUGGAUUCUUCCCCCCAACUGCGAGCAUUGUGUGAGCAGCUUCUGGGCUGCAUGACUAGAUCUGAUUAGCUACUGCAAGCCUGCAACAUCUCUUGUUGAUGAGCGCUGGUGCACCAUUGAAAUCACUCUUGACGAGAAGUCCUGAAUUCAUGCAUUUGAAAUGUGCAUGAAUACGUUUCAAGAUUCCAAGUGUCCUUUUGUUUCAGGCAGACCUCUACAAGUCUAGACUGGAUAGUAUGGAUGACUGUUAGGAUAGUGCAGGAGCCUCCACUUGUAGCACUCAAGAUGCAACGCAAAUUGGAGCCCUCUAUUUUUGACACUUUCACGUUUAUCAAGUAGAGAAAAUAUGUUCCGCCACAAUAUUCUCUUGCAUGCA